Molecule: messenger RNA, 3223 nt
Organism: Salarias fasciatus (jewelled blenny)
Lineage: Eukaryota; Metazoa; Chordata; Actinopteri; Blenniiformes; Blenniidae
Gene: smarcal1
Product: SWI/SNF related, matrix associated, actin dependent regulator of chromatin, subfamily a-like 1
Exons: 17
Coding region: 282-3020 (912 amino acids)
Biological process (GO): replication fork processing; DNA repair
Cellular component (GO): nuclear replication fork
Molecular function (GO): ATP binding
Source: RefSeq, a predicted model, not a curated record
ACGCGGAGUUUUUGUGUGUGUGUUUUUUUUAAUAAUAAAAACUCCUGUCCUCGGUCCAUCCUGCCGAUCGUCCCCCUCCCUCCUCCGCGGACGAGUCGUCGCUCAGUUUGUAGCUCUUCUGUGUCUCUGUAGAGUUUUUUACGUUGCUGCGUGUGACUGUUGAGCAUGCUAGCCCCGUUAGCUUCUGCCGUUAGCAGCGCUGCAGCUAACAGGCUUCCUCGGAUCGAGCUGUUACUCAUCUGAACUCGUGUCCCCUGGCUCGUGGCGAAGAGGCACUAAAUAUGUCCAAUCAGCUGACUGCAGAGCAGAAGCAGAAGAUUGAGGAGAACAGACGGAGAGCUUUGGAGAGGAGAGCCCAGAGACUUGGACAGACCAGCAGCACCAGUAAACAGACCUCAGCAGGCUCCAGCAGCUCUGCAGUGCGAGCCCAGCUCCCUGCACAGAGAUCUACUCCUGAUCCCGCUGCCUCCACUCACCAGAGGGAGGCCAUACAACACGCUCCAAAACGCUUUGUUCCACCUUUCAAGAGAACUUCAGAGAGUCUCAGUGGACACACGGAUCAGCCAAGCCAGCAGCAGCUUUCUGUCAAUGGAUUCAACCAGAACGGGCUGAGCAACUCUGCUCCUGCAAGACAGAUACAAGCCAGUGAGCCUCUUUUGCAGACAAAUAAACAUCUGCACACCUCAAGUUCAUCUGGAAGCGUCAGCAUCAAGACAACUGAAUCCAAAAUAAGCCCCAUCUCCAGCAGCAGCGGAGCAGCAACUCCUUCCUUCUAUAAGCAAACAACACCUGCCCAAAGUCCUGCGGCACAGCUUCCCCCAAACUCUGCCUCUCUGCAUGCUGUACCGGCUAAAAAGCCCGCCAUCUCCGUGAGAGGGAAGUGUGUACUUCACACAGAGGGCCGGUUUAGAGUAGAAGUGAGCUACCAUGCAGAGCUUAUCGCUGUAUUCAAAUCCAUCCCCUCAAAGAACUAUGACCCCUCAACAAAAAUGUGGAACUUUAGCCUGGAGGAUUAUCAGCCCCUAAUGGAGGAGGCAGCAGGCAUCGCCUCUGUGUAUCUAAAGCCUCUGGAGAGCGCGGAGGCUAUCGACGCUGCAGCAGCAGCUACCAGCCGAACCCGUGGCGGCGCAGCUGUUUCGGCGCUGCUGAAGCUGUGUACCGGCUGGCAGAAACCCGGAGCCGCCCUGCAGGGCCAGUGCACCCUGGUGUCCCGCUCAAGGUUCGAGGUUGACCUGGGUUACCACGUCGAUGUCAUUGCAGCGUUUAAGCAAAUGCCAACAAAGAGCUACGACAUGAAAACAAGAAAGUGGAGUUUUUCUCUAGAGGAUUACAAGAACCUCAUGGACCUCCUCGGUGGGAUAGCAGCAGUGGAGGUGGAGCCUCUGCCCAGGGCUGUAAUCCAGGCUUUCGCUGCCAGGUUUGAUGGGACUGAAGCCAGGUCUUUAGACGUCCCCGAGGCGGACCUCUCCGGCAUCGACCCCUCGCUAACCCGCAGCCUCAUGCCCUUCCAGAGGGAGGGAGUCAACUUCGCAGUGUCUAAACAAGGCCGCCUCCUCUUGGCGGACGACAUGGGCCUGGGGAAGACGGUGCAGGCCAUCUGUAUAGCAGCUUACUACAGGAGCGAGUGGCCUUUAUUGGUGGUGGCACCCUCCUCUGUGCGCUUCACCUGGGCUGAGGCUUUCAGGCGCUGGCUCCCGUCCCUGAGGCCGGACAGCAUCAACGUGGUGGUGAAGGCCAGAGACAGCUUGAGGUCUGGACUGAUCAACAUCAUCAGCUACGACCUGCUGAGCAGGACGGACAAACAGCAGCAAGGAAACCCCUUCAAUGUUCUCAUCAUGGACGAGUCUCACUUUCUGAAGAAUAUGAAGACCGCUCGUUGUAAAGCUGCGUUGCCUCUGCUGAAAGCUGCGAAGAGAGUGAUCCUUCUGUCUGGGACCCCUGCCAUGUCCAGACCCUCGGAGCUCUACACUCAGAUUCUGGCAGUCAGGCCCGCGCUCUUCCCUCGCUUCCACGAGUUCGGGAUGCGUUACUGCGCCGCCAAACAGAUGACCUGGGGCUGGGACUACUCCGGCUCCUCCAAUCUGGCCGAGCUGAAGCUGCUGUUGGAGGAGUGUCUGAUGCUGCGCCGGCUCAAGUCCGACGUCCUCUCACAGCUCCCCGCCAAGCAGCGCAAGGUGGUCACGGUCACCGUCGACGCCGUCAGUGCCCGAAUGAAGGAUGCACUCUCGGCUGCAGCCAAGCAGCUUUCCCAGGGACGCCAUAAUAAAAAGGAAGAGAAGGAGGCCCUCCUUGUUUUCUACAGCCACACGGCCGAAGCCAAGCUGCAAGCCAUUAUGGAGUACAUCACCGACAUGCUGGAGAGCGGGAGGGAGAAGUUCCUCGUGUUCGCUCACCAUAAGUUAGUGUUGGAUCACGUCAGCAGAGAGCUGGGGAAGAAGAACGUGAGUUUCAUCCGGAUCGAUGGAGCCACUCCUUCAGCGGAGCGGCAGCAGCUGUGUGAGAGGUUCCAGUUCUCCGCUGGGACCUGCGUGGCCGUGCUGUCCAUCACGGCGGCCAACAUGGGCAUCACCCUCCAUUCUGCCGACCUGGUCAUCUUUGCCGAGCUGUUCUGGAAUCCCGGGGUUCUCAUUCAGGCGGAGGACAGAGUUCACCGCAUUGGACAAACCAGCAAUGUGAACAUUCACUACCUGGUCGCCAAGGGAACUGCUGAUGAUCACCUGUGGCCAAUGAUCCAGUUAAAGAUGAACGUCCUGGAGCAAGUGGGCCUGUCUGAGUCCAACCUCUCCGACAAUGCCUUGAACGCCAGCUUCCACUCCAAGGCUCCGAACCAGAGGAGCAUCAUGGAGAUGUUCCAGAGCUCUUUCAACGGAGACGAUGACAUCGAUGAAGCCAUCUUAAUGGAGGCGGCCAGCGACUGGGACGACUCUCUACCUGAAGACAAUCGUGCUCAGCACCACAGCACCAACGUGGUCGGACAAAGCCCAAAUAAAAAAACCAUCAAAGACUAUUUCAGCAGAUGAGCAAGAGCUUCUUCUGAAAUCUUAACCUAUUAUGUGUUCACAAAUGGUUUUUUUAUUAAUGAUAGUGUAUUUUUGUUCUUACUAAAAAAAAAAACAAAACAGGAAAUUAAUAAAUAUCUAACUUUCUAGCUUUUUCUUGACCCUCUUUUUACACCUGAAAGUGGCUGGUUGCUGUGAGACCGGUUGAUGUCUCAUUCAUAAUU